CCAAACAUGACUUCUUAAACCCUUUUGGCUUUUGCCAAACCCCUAAAAAAUAAAAUAUAUAUUUAUUCUACUUCUAUGAAAGAAAGUUGUCUUCUCCUUACUUUAAUUCAAAAGCUGAAAAUUUUCUACUACUAUUUCAUACUUGCUUUUGUCUUUUUCCCUUCUCCUCUCUUCCUCUUUUCCCAAAAACUCACUUCACCACCUCUUCUCUCUUUUCAAAUCUAGGGUUUUCAUUUUUUUUCUUUUCACUUUUCCUGUUUGAUACAGUUUUUUCUUACUUUUUCUCUUAAAAUUACUAUCUUGGUGGUGUUUUUGUACUAUAAAUCCUAGGCAUUUUUCAAAGUAAAGCUUAAAUGUGUGAUCUUUAGAAGUUCUGUUGGUUCAAAAUUCAAUCUUUAUGUAUUUUCAAGAUUUCAUUUUUUUUCUAGUUUUUAGCUUUUUAAUGAACUUCCUGAAAAAUCCAUCUUAAACCCUUCUGAGGAUUUUAAGAAAAUAAUAAUCUUUUUCAUGGUUUGAUUAGAUUUCUGUUGUUGGGUUUUGUGUUUUUGUUUGUACUUUAUGUUCCAUUUUGAAUUGGUUGAUUGAACUUCAAAAUUUUUUACCACCUUUUUAGUAAAAUAGAAGGAUCAAGACAUAGUUUUUCUUCUACUUCUGUUGUUGGGUUUUAUGUUUUUGAUGGUACUUUAUGUUCCAUUUUGAAUUGGUCGAUUGAACUACAAAAAGUUUACCACCUUUUUAGUAAAUAGAAGGAUCAGGACUCAGUUUUUUUCUCUUCUGGAGUUCAAAUUUUAGUGAGUAAAUGCAUGGAUAUAAGGGAAGGGAUGGCACUAUCUGGUUCUGCAGCUUACUAUCUUAAUAGAGGGAUUAGUGGUUCUGGUUCUAGUGUAGGUAGUGGGUCUGGGACACCUACAGGGGUACCUACCCCAUCUGGUUACAAGUCUCUUACAAAUGCUAACAUUGCAGUUCAAUCCAAUAUGGGGAGUAGUAGUGGUAAUGUGAACUCAGGAUACCAAGUUGAGAACUCAUCAUCCAAUUUUGGUCAUGGGGUUAACAUUAGUAUGACUUCCAGUGUUUCACCUGGUAGUGAUCCAGUGAAAAAAAAGAGAGGUAGGCCUAGGAAAUAUGGUCCUGAUGGGACCAACAUGUCUUUAGCAUUGUCCCCUUUGUCUAGUAACCCUCCAAGUGGGUCCAUUACCCCCGGGCCAAAGCGUAUCAGGGGCCGGCCUCCUGGAAGUGGGUGGAAGCAACAAUUGUCUUCUGUUGGUGAAUGGAUGAGCAGUUCGGCUGGACUGGCUUUCACUCCUCAUGUUAUACACAUUGGUGUAGGAGAGGAUAUUGCGGAAAAAUUGUUGGCAUUUGCACAGCAGAGGCCUAGGGCUUUAUGUAUCUUAUCAGCUAAUGGUGCAGUUUCAGCUAUAACAUUACGCCCCCCUGCCAAUUCUGGUGCCACUGUUACUUAUGAGGGCCGUUUCGAGAUAUUAUGUCUGUCUGGUUCUUACUUGGUUGCUGAAACUGGGGGCCCACGCACUCGCACUGGUGGUAUAAGUAUCUCAGUUUGUAGUCCUGAUGGCCAUGUAAUUGGAGGUGCUAUAGGGGGUAGGCUUAUAGCAGCCAGCCCUGUUCAGGUAGUCGUAUGCAGCUUUGUCUAUGAUCCAAAGGGAAAGAGCAAACCAGAAAGUAGCACUAGAGACGAGCAGGAGUCUGCUGAAAAGUCAUCUACACCAGUCAGUGCCACUCUGAAUCAAGGUCCUACUUCAGGGUCUGGUCGGGGUGUUUGGCCUCCAACUUCCCGAACAGAUGUGAGAAAUUCCCAGACCGAGAUUGACCUGACGCGUGGAUGACACAAUUCGCUGCAAUGCAUACAUGAGGAGUUUGUAUAUAUGUGCUAUUGUAAAUGAAACGCGCCAGGGGAUCAAGCUCCACAAUUUAACUCUCUGCCCAUUAGUAGAUGAUGGAUUAUGCUAACUUUGGUAACAAAAUUCUCCUUUUUAGGUACUGUUUAGUGGUAAGGUAGAGGAUGAUAUGGUUGUUACAAGUAAAAUUAUUGCUUCUUUAGAAGUGCUUUUGGUCUCUUUUCUGUUGUAACUUGGAAUAUUUUUUAUUUUUCGGACAAAUCAACAGGCCAAACAUGAGUUCCCCUUUUGCCUCCAUGUUCUGAAGGUAAGUUAUUUUCAUUCCA
Solanum tuberosum (potato) is the source of this 2179-nucleotide messenger RNA. Its product is annotated as AT-hook motif nuclear-localized protein 5. The record is from RefSeq and is a predicted model, not a curated record. The transcript is spliced from 6 exons. The coding region runs from base 804 to 1841 and encodes 345 amino acids. Gene Ontology annotation, molecular function: minor groove of adenine-thymine-rich DNA binding. Lineage: Eukaryota; Viridiplantae; Streptophyta; Magnoliopsida; Solanales; Solanaceae.